Messenger RNA from Colossoma macropomum (tambaqui), 3556 nucleotides. RefSeq names its product colony stimulating factor 1 receptor, b (gene csf1rb). Gene Ontology annotation, molecular function: cytokine binding; ATP binding; macrophage colony-stimulating factor receptor activity. The coding region runs from base 1 to 2856 and encodes 951 amino acids. The record is from RefSeq and is a predicted model, not a curated record. Gene Ontology annotation, biological process: positive regulation of kinase activity; protein phosphorylation; multicellular organism development. The transcript has 21 exons. NCBI's taxonomy places the organism in Eukaryota, Metazoa, Chordata, Actinopteri, Characiformes, Serrasalmidae. Gene Ontology annotation, cellular component: signaling receptor complex; CSF1-CSF1R complex.
AUGUGCAGUCCCUGCUUCUCCCCCCAUAGUCUGGACCUUCCUGAGAUCAGACUGAACUCCAGCGCACUGAAGAAGACUGAAGUUGUUCUUCUGCCAGGAACUAGUUUCUCUCUGAGUUGUCAAGGACAGGCAAAGGUCUUCUGGAGGACCAGAGUCAGCAACAGAAUUCGCAGUUCAAAAAAUGUUCUCACUGUUAAGAACUCCACUGCAGACCACACAGGAACAUACAGGUGUAGCUAUGAGAACCAAACUGAGCUGUUCUCAGAGCUCCACAUCUUUGUGAAAGAUCCAGCUAAAUUCUUCACUAAAUCUCUCAAAAAAGUGAUUAUAGAGAGAGAAGGGUCAUCCUGUUUGCUGGACUGUCGUCCCACUGACCCCACAGCCACAGCGCUCUCCCUACGAUCAGCUGAUGGAUCUCCAGUUCAUCCUGAAUUGAACUACACUGCAGAUCCCAGACAGGGAAUCCUGAUCCAUGACCUGCAGCUCAGCUACAGCGGAGAAUACGUCUGCAGCAUCAGGGUUAAUGAGACUGAACGACUGUCCACAGUUUACUCCAUCACGGUCCAGGAGAGACUAAGGCCUCCCUCUGUGUUUAUUGAUAUGGAUGAAUAUGUUCGGAUUGCUGGAGAAACUCUGCAGAUCUCCUGCUACACCACAAACCAAAACCAUGCCUAUGUUGUCACCUGGCACAAUUCAGCAAUUAAGAUGCUGCAUGUGAAGGACAUAGUGAGUAGCAGCCAAGAUCUGGUUCAUAUCAAGAGUAUUCUGACCCUUCCUGAGGUCAGUGUGUCGGACACUGGAAAUCUGACCUGUACAGGCAGGAGCAGACAUGGAGAGAACAGUUCCACGGUCUCACUCACAGUUGUAGAUAAGCCAUACAUUCAUUUAACUCCGGUACUGAAGCUGAGAGGUCGGCAGUUUGGUGCUGAUGCUAAGGUGAUGGAGGGAGAGCUUUUGGAGCUCAGCGUGGAGAUUGAUGCUCAUCCUCCCAUCCAGGAAAAGUGGUGGAGUACCCCCAGAACCCAGAAUUCAUCCAUCUAUGAGGAGAACUUUUACAGGAUUGAGAGGAGUUACAGAAACGUGACCAGCCUCUUGCUCAGAGGAAUCAGAGCAGAUGAAAGUGGUCAGUACAUCUUCAGUGCCAGGAGCUCCAGUGUUAAUGUUUCUACACACUUUAAGAUCCACGUGUACCACAAGCCCAGUGUUGUGGUGAAAGAGAAGAAUGGUAUUCUAACCUGUAUCUCCUCUGGGUUUCCAAAACCAACUAUCCGCUGGCAACACUGUGAGAAAUUCCAAAGCACGUGUGGUCAGUGUAACAGUAAUCACUCAGUGGAUUUGCUGGCUAAACAGUUGACGCUGGAGCCGAUGGAUGAAUUCAGGCCUGUGGUGGAGAGUGGGCUGUCAAAGAGUAACAUAACAGGAAAAACUGUGGAGUGUGUGGCUGUUAACAGCGUUGGAGAAAGCUGUGAAACAUACUUCACUGCAGAACUUUAUUUUCUUAGCAGCACUUCUGAAGACUGGGGCUCCAAGAUGUUCACCACUCUCCUCAGUGGAGGGUCAGUUAUAACCGCUCUGCUGCUAGUUUUGUUGGGAAUUAGUGUCUACAAGUGCAAACAGAAACCCAGGUAUGAAAUCAGGUGGAAGAUAAUUGAGGCUAACGAUGGAAACAACUACACGUACAUUGACCCAACCCAGCUGCCGUACAACAACACGCGGUGGGAGUUUCCUCGUGACAGACUGACAUUCGGGCAGGUUCUGGGUGCGGGUGCUUUUGGUAAAGUGGUGGAGGCAGCUGCAUACGGUCUGGAUAAGGAUGAACACGUCACUCGGGUGGCCGUGAAGAUGCUUAAAUCCAGUGCCCACUCAGAGGAAAAAGAAGCCCUCAUGUGCGAGCUGAAGAUUCUGAGUCAUCUCGGACAGCAUGCUAAUAUAGUGAACCUGCUCGGGGCGUGUACUCAGGGAGGUCCUGUUCUACUGAUCACUGAGUACUGCAGCCAUGGAGAUCUGCUGAACUUCUUGCGCAGAAGAGCAGAGCUGUUCUUCAGCGCAAUGCUGCAGGAACCAGGUCCUCCAAACAUCUACAAGAACCUCUCUGACCAUCAGAGUCAGAUCGGACGGCACAGCGUCAACAGCUAUCAGGACAUGUCAGGCGUUAAAGACUGUCUACAGAAUUCCUGUGGUGGAGGAGAGAUGGAUCUGGAUGAUUUAGUCCGAUUUUCCACUCAGGUGGCUCAGGGACUGGAAUUCCUCGCCUCAAAAAACUGUAUUCACAGAGACGUGGCUGCUCGGAAUGUUCUCGUGACCGACUGCUUUGUUGCCAAGAUCUGCGACUUCGGUCUCGCGCGGGACAUCAUGAAUGACUCGAACUACGUGGUGAGAGGAAAUGCUCGACUGCCUGUUAAGUGGAUGUCUCCUGAGAGCAUCUUCGAAUGCAUCUACACCGUGCAGAGUGACGUGUGGUCGUAUGGAAUCCUCCUGUGGGAGAUAUUUUCUCUGGGUAGAAGUCCUUAUCCAGAUGUUGUGGUUGACGCUCGGUUUUAUAAGAUGAUCAAAGCUGGAUAUCACAUGGCACAACCAGAUUUUGCCCCUCCAGAGAUGUACACAAUUAUGAAGAUGUGCUGGAGUCUGGAACCAACUUUGCGCCCAACGUUUGGAAAAAUCAUACAGCUUAUUGCAAAGCUACUGCCUGAAUCCUCCGACCAACAAUAUGAGAACGUUCAGCAGGAGCUCCAACAGAAGCUUCCAUCAGUGCAACACGUUUCACUCAAAGCCUGCGAGGAUCCAUCUGACCGAACAACAUCUCAGGAGGAAGAGCAGCAGCCUCUAAUGCAAUUAAAUAACUACCAGCUGUGCUGAACAGGUGACCUGUAGUGUCCCUUAAAAGGCCAGUUUUAUUACACCUCUUUAACCUAAGAACAGCUCAACCAGUGUGCACUCAAGUCCCUGUAGUUACUGAAUAAUAAGCCUUAGUAUGUAAUAAGCCUGAGCUUUUAAGGGGUUAAGAACCUUUACAGCAAAGUGGAUGGGGUCAAAACUGACCUUCACUGGAUUUAAUGGCAUUUAAUUUUUCCUCUUUAUAACCUGUUGUAUGUGUAUUAUUACAGUAAAGUAUAAACUGUUUAAAAUCAGUGUGAGGGUGAAGUGUAAUCUGCUGAGAACUUCAUCAUCACCUCAUCUGACUUAUCUUUAGCAUUAGGUUCUAAUCUUCCUGUUUCAGAAGAAUUAUUUUCUAAUGAAGUCUAAUUUUACAAACUCUUUCUGUUUUUCUAAAUGUCAGCAGCUGAGAACAUCGAAGCAGCCUCCUGCUAAGCUGGUAAUAUAUGAGUGUAGAAACUAUACAUUUUAGCUAUUUUGUUUGUUAUCAUUUUACAGUAGUAAAUUCACAGCUGUCAUCAUUUCUUGAAACUUCGAACUAUUUUACAUCAAAUGUGCUAAAAAGUGACUUUUUAAAAAAUGUCUUUUGCAUUUUGCCAUAUAAUCAAUAAGCUUUUUAUUUCUCUUUGCACAAUUCUUGUUGUACAGUUUGCAAACAGAUUUCUGAUGUAAGUUCAUUUGA